AUGGCGUCCCCAACCGGCGGCUCCCUGGGCCUCCUGCUCUGGCUCCUGCUCCUCCAGCCUUGGCCCCGUGAGGCGGAGGGGGGGUCCGCGCCGCCCCCACCGUCCCCGGCGCCCACCUCCCCGUCGUCGUCGGGGGGCGGCCGCGAGGGCCCCGGCGCGAGCGUGUGGAAGGCUGAGGGACCAUCUGCGACCCCCGGGCCCCAAGAGCCCCCCGCAUCCCCUCAAGUGGUGGCGGUCACCCCAGGAUGCGGCCAGAGGUCUAUGAGGAUAGUUGGGGGACUGCCGGCCGCAGAGCGGAAGUGGCCCUGGCAGGUGAGCCUGCAGAUCAAUGAUAAACACAUGUGUGGAGGCUCCCUCAUUGCCAGUCGGUGGGUGCUGACCGCCGCCCACUGCAUAUUUGGCCAUGUGGAGUACACGGCAAAGCUGGGAGACAUCUUCAUGAAGCAUACCUCCAGAAUGGCAGUCGAGAUCCCCGUCCGAGACAUCGUUAUUCACCAACAUUACAAUCCUAUUGGAUUAAUUGAGAAUGACAUUGCCCUGGUUCUGCUUGAGUUCCCCGUGAAUUUUUCCUCCCACAUCCAGCCCGUGUGCCUCCCUAAAAAGGCGUUCAUGGUACAAGCUGGUACAGAGUGCUGGGUGACUGGAUGGGGGAAGCUCAACGAAGCAGGACCUGGGGUCUCAGAAGCUGCCGAAAGGCUACAGGAGGCUGAGCUAAACAUUAUCCGUUAUGAGAAAUGUAACACAAUGCUCCAAACCCAGAUGGAAACUACUAGUGACAUAGUCAAGGAAGGGACAGUCUGUGGUUACAAUGCCCAAGGAAAGGAUGCCUGCCAGGGAGACUCUGGGGGGCCCCUGGUCUGUGAACUUAAUGAAACAUGGGUCCAGGUGGGGAUUGUGAGCUGGGGCAUUGGCUGCGGUCGCAGAAAUUAUCCUGGAGUUUAUACAGAAGUUAGUUUCUACAAGGACUGGGUCAUUGAUCACUUGAGUCAGGCUUGCUCUUGGGACUCAGCAGGCUCCUUCCCACUUCUGUGUCUGCUGCUGCCCCUGGGCACCCUGGUGGCCCCGUGA
Odobenus rosmarus divergens (Pacific walrus) is the source of this 1068-nucleotide messenger RNA. Its product is annotated as serine protease 44-like. Gene Ontology annotation, biological process: proteolysis. The coding region runs from base 1 to 1068 and encodes 355 amino acids. The record is from RefSeq and is a predicted model, not a curated record. Lineage: Eukaryota; Metazoa; Chordata; Mammalia; Carnivora; Odobenidae. Gene Ontology annotation, molecular function: serine-type endopeptidase activity. The transcript has 6 exons.